This is a messenger RNA of Sarcophilus harrisii (Tasmanian devil), 828 nucleotides long. It is a transcript of the gene C4H17orf78, whose product is annotated as chromosome 4 C17orf78 homolog. Lineage: Eukaryota; Metazoa; Chordata; Mammalia; Dasyuromorphia; Dasyuridae. The record is from RefSeq and is a predicted model, not a curated record.
AUGGAUACAAUUCUAUUCUUUAGUCUGAUUUUUGUAGGCCAUGAUGUCAGUCAGAAAGAACUCAAAGGCAGUAGCUAUCACACAGAGCAGUUUCCUGAACUAUUCCCAAGGAACAUGAGAAACACCAAAGUGCUGUUGUUACAAGAAGCCCAGGGAGGAGCCCAGAGGGAAGCACUGGGCCAAAACCAGAUGGUGGCCACCCUGCAGUGCUGUGGCUCAGGAAGCCAAGUGACAGUAAACCUCCAGGAUUGGGAGAAAAGGCCAAAGGCCUGGUACAGCCUGCAGAGCCUGAGCGUCAUGACGGCUCCUCUCCGAGACAGCCUCCCUGGGCCACGCUGCUGCUUAAGUACGGUCCCCCAACUGUGGUCCCCAACCGGGCUCCAUGUCACAGUCCAGGUAUUCUUACCCAAUAUCUCCAACUGUAAGUUCGGCCCAAUGGUUGAAGCCCCGUUGGAGAGACUGUCUACAACCACCAUCAUCACUCCCAUCACAGAGGACAGAGAAGAGGAGGAAUCAUCUAUUACUGACAUAGGGGAGGAUCUGCUUCUGAGGAAGAGGUGGAGCAUCGUGGUCAAGGCCCUCAUUGCUGUCACCCUGCUGAUCAGUGGAAUGGUCAUAAUCAUCUUUGUCAUUUUUGAAGUGCCUUGUUCACGCUCUUGUCCUGGAGCUGGGCACUUGUGCCAUUGUCAACAGUGGGGAAGACUGAAGGAAGAUAGUGUCCAGGAAGGGCCCCUGCCUGAGGUUGGACUCAGCAGGACUGAAGAUCCCAACUCUUCUUCUCCAAAAAACCUAUCUGAGAUCAUUAUUAUUCACCAGACAUAUUUCUGA